AUUAUGUUUUUAUUUCCUUUUAUAUCUCAUGACAGGCAGUGUUCCAUUUCCCUCUUUACAUAUUCCAGCAGUGCUAGGUAGAUCAGCUCAGGAAGCAAUUUUCAGAAAGUCAUAAACAGCUGAGAAGGACAGGGAAAAUUCCACAGGAAACUUGUGCUUCCUUCAUGUCCUGUUAGGGUAAACAUUUUGUUGAACAUUUCCCUGAAUAUUAUGGCUUUUUUGGGGUUUUAAUGCGUUGUGUGUUAAAUUGCUUAUGGAUAUCCUUUCAAUCUUUACUUCGGCUUGGGACCUUUUUACAGAGAGCCCUGCUGUUAAAGCACUCAUGAAGAAACUAAUGAGAAGAAACAUGGCCUCGGCAGAGAUUUCCUGGCCUGUUCCCAUGAAAGCCAUUGGGGCCCAGAAUCUACUGACGAUGCCCGGAGGAGUCACACACUCUGGAUAUCUGCACAAGAAAGGAGGCACACAGAUCAACCUCUUGAAAUGGCCCUUGCGCUUUGUCAUCAUUCACAAAGGCUGCGUUUACUACUUCAAGACCAGUACCUCUCCAUCUCCACAGGGGGCCUUCUCUCUGAACGGCUACAACAGGGUUAUGAGGGCAGCUGAGGAGACAACUUCCAGCAACGUGUUUCCUUUCAAGAUCGUGCACUUCAGCAAAAAACACCGCACGUGGUACUUCUCUGCAGCCUGCGAGGAGGAGCGCAAAAAAUGGAUGUUAAGUUUGAGAAAAGAAAUUGACUAUUAUCACGACAAAAGGGAUACUCAGGCACCAAGUGAUUCGGAAUCUGAUGCCGACAGCUUUUAUGGAUCAAUUGAACGGCCCGUGGAUAUAAAGUAUUUCCCAAGUGCUGCUGAGGAUGAAGAUUUUACAGUCGAAGACGAUAGCGAUGAGGAAGAGUAUUUAAUGCCUGAUGGAUCGCCAACUUCACAAGGCAGGUCAAUUGUACCUCCACCAACAUAUCCUCCACCCCCAGUGCCUUCCCUGAAGCCACAUUUCCAGCAUGAACUUCCAGUACCUUCACCCACAAGCCGUCUGACCCCUCCGCUACCUCCCGCUCACAAGAAAAAUGCGCCGGAGCCAGCCUUCCACAAGAAACCCCCUCCUCCAUGUCCUCCAUUGAAGAAGCCUGAAGGUGAUCUGGGGUCCAGGGAGAUUCUAAGCAAAAAACCGCCCCCUCCUCUUCCUUUCGCUCCUCACUUGCAGAAGCCAGAGAAACCAGAGGUCCCUACCAAAAACCUGAAGUGUAGCGCAGUUGCAAAGCCUCCAGUCCCAGUUGUGAUGCCUCAUGAGACAAAUCUUACCAGCAAACCUUCUGCCACUUUGCCUGCUUGUGGUAGCAAUGACAAUAAAAUGGGAGGUAUAUCGUUUCCUGCUACGUUACCCAUUUGCACUGAGCUUCAGAAAAAGCUUACUGUCAUUUCUGAGAAUAAGCCCUGGCUGCCAAAUCACAAGAAUGGAAGCAAAUCUCGGGAAGUUAAGCUGCAGAGAUCCCCGGAGACUCAGAGACCCGGCCUCUAUAAGCCUCCUUUGGUUCCAAAACCUCCUCCUCUUUCAGCAAAGCCGAAGCCCAAACCUCCAGGACAGUCGAUACAAAGAUCAUCACCAGACGGACAGAGUUUUCGUUCUCCUGUGGAUGAGAUCCCAGCACAUCUGCGGAAAGGAUCCCAAAACAAAGGGAACGACUCAGAUGAUGACUAUGAAAAUGUACAAUUACCAGACUCAGUGUUCAUCAACACAAAGGAAACCAGUGAUGUUGAAAAGUUAUUUAAAUCAUCCUCCAAGUCUGGUUCUCCACAGGAUGGUCUUUACUGUGUUAGGAAUUCGGGAACAAAAACGUCAAAGGUCCUAGUUGUAUGGGAUGAAAGCUUAAAUAAAGGAAGGAACUACAGAAUUUUUGAGGAGAACUCCAGAGUCUUCCUCGAAGCAGAAUUGACAUUCCCUUCAUUAGCAGCUUUGGUUGAGCACUACUAUGUCUACCCCCUCCCUAAUCACAACACACUGUGUCUUCAGAAACCAUAUGGCUACACUCCGCCAAGGUGAUAAGACCAGCAUGUUGAUUCCCACCUGACCAAAUCAAGUCGUGUGUUGCACAGAAUCAAGAAGAUGUUUUGGCAAAAUUGAGAAACUAUCUUCUAUGUCUGGUUUUCAAAGCUAAUUGAUUUGGAGAUCUCAUCCAGCCUUUACUUGAAAGAAGCCAGUGUAUCUGCUUCAAUGAUGAGGCUGGGUCCAAGUCACCCAUGACUCUGUGUGGAAAGAAGACCAUGGUGUUGAUGGUGUUGUUAGUUUUGAAUGGAUACAAACAGCAAAAGUAUUUUGCAAAGGGAAGCAUCACUUGUUUUUUAACAUAAAAACAAAAAUUGGUUUUGAAUUGUACUCCAACAUGUCAUAUGCUUGGCCUGUCCCACGUAUGUUGUCAUGUAUGAGAUGUUAAGCACUGUUUUGCUUAAAAUAUUUAUUAGUUGUACAGUGAGGUGCAACUAAAUGUAUACUGUAAAGUUAUUAUCAGUUAGUGAGAACAGGUGACUCAUGAUUGUUUUCAUCAGCAGUCUCAGUGCUUGCCUUACUUAUACCUUUAUAGUAUAUGUGAUGGGGUCCACAAUGUUGUAAAAAUCUAGUACCCACAAAGGCAAUGUAAGGCAGUCUACAGAAAAACUAUAUUUUUAUAAAAUAUUUUACUAAUGAACUGCUACUAAGUAUCUGAUGUAAAACAAUAUUCUGAAAUAUAUUUUAAGUUACAUUUUUAAAACUAAUCUCAGUUUGCUCAGGUCACCAAAUUGACAGCGAAGGCUACAAAAGCUAGGGAGGAAAAAGAAAGAGCCCAAAUUGUGCUCCUGAAGUGGAGUUGGUUUUAGUUGUAAGAUAAAGCAUGGUUGUGUAUUAAAUUAUGGGAGACCUCAUGUGAAUCUUUGUAGGAGAACCCUGUAAGGGGAAUUUCUAAAGUAGAUUUCUGUGGCUCCACAACUUGUCAUCACCCUUUGAUUGGGAUGUGAUAACAGCAACAUUCUUAAGAGUGAAAACAGAAGGAUUCCUAAUGUCUAUCAGGCAUAUAGUACAGUGAUGUUCUGAUAAAGUAAUCUCCAUUCCAAAAACAUUGUAGGAAACCUGAGUCAAACACACUAAGUUUGGGAAGGAUAUAUAAAACUUUCAACCUGGAAAUUUCACAUUUGCAUGUUUAUCCUGGAACCAGUACAAAACAGGCAAUUAAAAAAAAUUCUAGAUGACAAAUUUGUUAAUACAAGAAGCUAUAGUUAGUAUUCUUUUGCAUAAUUUUCUGUGUUUAUUGGCUUUGAAUUGAUAGCAUUUCAGAAAAAGAUUAUUGAAUUAUACAGAUGUGAAUUGGUUAAAGGAAAAUUUCAUUUCUUUAAUUUUAUUUCCAAUAAGAACACAAUAGUUUGACAGUAAAUAUUGAGUCAACUGUUCUGUAAAAAUUCAUAAUUGUUCUUGCUCUUUACUGACUAAUGAAAAUGUAUUUCUCUUACUACAAAACUGACAUCACUCCCUACAAUUUGUUGUUUUCCCCUGGGGGUCACUGUGGUGCAGUUAGGAUCUGGAGCCAAAUCAAUGAUUUGAUCCAAUUUAGAAAAUGUUGGAUCAGAUACUAUAAAAACGUUGUGUUGUAAUGAAAUAUAAUACCAUUUUUUGCACUCAGUUUUUUUUGUUAGAAUUACAUUGUAAGAGUAUUACUGUGUGCACAGAGGAAACCACUUCAUAUAAGAAACCUCAGAUCUACAGUACCUGGGAAUACUUCAGAUUCCUGAUGUCAUGUUAUUGUUUCGAAUCCUUUAUCCUGCAUGUUGAAAGCAAUCUACCUGCUGCGUAACUGCAAGAAAACCUUGAACACCUGGAACAAGGAGGAUAUGCAAGUGCAGUCACACCUACAGUAACACAUUAACUAACUAUUUGCUGAAAGAGAAUCAAUUUAUUUCCCCCUUUCAGGAGAAAAUUCUCGCAAUUGCAGGAGUAAGGUUUGAGCAGAGGUUCCCACCUGUGCUCUGCUGACCCCUGGUGGUCCGCGAAGCUACUACUGAAGGUCCAUGGAAAACAUGUGAUGUGUAAUCAGAUUUAAACUGUAUUUGCUGCAGCCUGACAUUCUGUCUUGAAGUAAGCGAAAUGACACCAGUUCCCAGUUAAGUAGUUCACGUGUUCACGCACGAGCACCACUAGGUUAUGCAGUAACUCUCUGAGAUAACAGAUAAGAAUUUCAUAUAAUAUGAGGUGUGUGCAUUACAAAUGUUUGCUAAAUUCAGAUUAUUACUGUAUUGUUACAUUAGAUUUCCAUGUAUAAAAGGGUUUGAAAAACAGGUAGUAGCACUUGGUGGUCCACAUCCUUAAAAAUUGAAAAACGAUAUGCACACUUUAAAAGCCUGGGAACAACUGGCCUUGAGUGUAGGUUUUUGUACCACAGAUUUAUACACAAACUCAGUAUUUAAUUGGAGCUUUCUGUGAGAUACAAACAUCCUGCAUCUUUCCAAUGGCAAAGAUGUUGGGUUUAACAUCUUUGAUUGUUGACAUAUCGGUCUGAGUUGCUACUAAUCAUUAUUUAAGGGGCUUCCACCAGUGGGUUCAAUAAGAAAACUAACAACUGGUUGACUGGCGGUUGAGUAGCAGAAGAGGAUGAAAGUGACAUGUUAAUCAGCCCCAGGGCAGGCACUUAAUACUCACUUCUGGUCCAGAAAUGUCAUGGUCACUUCACCUAGUCAUGCCAACUUAAACAGCUUGUAUGUAUUAUAUUCACAGGUCCAAAAAAACUGUUUCUGGGUCUCUAACCAUUGUGUGCUUUCAGUAACCUGUAUUGGUUUCAGGUCUGUGCCACUCUCUGUUAUUACUGUGUGGCAUUAUUUCAAUUUUUUUUUGUUAUAAUACAAAUUAAAUGUUGUGGUCAGCUGAACUCUUACUGAAAAUGUUAGUGACAAAAAUUAACAGUUACCAUUGUUCCAUGACAUUUUCUCUACAGCCCCUUCACACAUGGACCCAAGUUACACAUGCGGCUCAUGAAUAUAUUAAAGUCAAAGCGAAAUGGUGUGUGUGUUUUCUGAAAACUUCUCUGGAUUUUCACCAAAAUGUGCUUUUCAGUUGUAAAUUGU
This is a messenger RNA of Lepisosteus oculatus (spotted gar), 5082 nucleotides long. It is a transcript of the gene sh3bp2, whose product is annotated as SH3-domain binding protein 2. Gene Ontology annotation, molecular function: SH3 domain binding. NCBI's taxonomy places the organism in Eukaryota, Metazoa, Chordata, Actinopteri, Semionotiformes, Lepisosteidae. The record is from RefSeq and is a predicted model, not a curated record. Gene Ontology annotation, biological process: signal transduction.